UGGCUCAAGCCAUCUCGGCUCAGAUAUUUCAGGGUUUGGCCGCUAAAUUUCUCGCCGCGAAGCUUCUUGAAUGGGCAGCUCCCAAAGCAUCGCACCAGAGUUCAGGGAUGAUACAGACACCGUCCGCGCCGCUUGCAAAAAAAACGGUACGUCUCUUGAACACGCUUCUGCGAGGCUGAAGGAUGAUACAGGGACGGUUCGCAUUGCUUGCGAAGAACGUGGAGUAUCUCUUAAAUACGCUUCUGAAAGGCUGAAGGAUGAUGCAGAGGUGGUUCGCGUUGCUUGCAAGAAUGGCGGAUUGUCAAUUGAAUACGCGUCUGAUAGGUUGAGAGAUGAUAAAUGUACAGUUCUCUUUGCUUUCAAGAACUCGUCAUCUCCAACCCUUCUCAGUUAUGUUUCUGAGAGGUUGAAAGAUGAUGCAGAGGUGGUUCGCAAGGCUUGCCAACGAAACCCGAUGUCCCUAGAACAUGCCUCUGAGAAGUUGAAGAGUGACAGCGAAGCCGUGCGCUUCGCAUGCCAGCAGACAAACGAUAUACGUAAAAAGAGGAAUAUACUAAAGAACAUCGCGACUGGAGCGGCGAAGCAAGAUCCAGAGUCGUUGGUUGCCGCUGGCUUGCUGAAGCUAUGGACAGGGGGGCAGCCUAAACAUGGUCAUGACGUUGUGUUUUCUGUCAGGUUCUCCUUGUCGGAGGGUUCGUCCGAUGCGGCGAACGAGUUCUAUUGCCAGAUGACAACGCUGCCAUUCUUUAGAGAUUAUCGCUUCUAUUGCGGAUUUUCCGAACGCGUUCAGUAAGAAGUAUUGUGGCCAGAAUGGCAGCGACAGCUGGACCAAAAUGGAUGGCCACUGUUUCGGAAAAUGUGGCAUGCUCUGCAGCGAGAUGCAUAGAGGAAGGUGCUGCGACCCAAGCACGAACGGAACGACGCCGCAAAUGACGUGCCUCAAAGUCUUGGCAGAGGAAGAUGAGGAUGCGGCAACCCUCCAUACCUGCUGGGCGCACUCUUUCCGCAAGAAGCAGCAGCGAGCCAAGAAGAACGGCGGCCUCAUGGUCCAAAUUGUGGAGGAAGACCGAGGCGGCCCAUACAAGCUCGGUCCUGGACAGGAGAUUGAGUCGGUAAUGGCUUCAGAGAUAGGGCUCAAAGUCUUUAGAAUCCAGGUCGCAGAGGUGAGCUCAUUUCUCGGCAUGACGUUUCUAGCAGAAACCCAGGAAUCAAAGGCGCAUCGUCAGCUGGAA
Molecule: messenger RNA, 1232 nt
Organism: Prorocentrum cordatum
Lineage: Eukaryota; Dinophyceae; Prorocentrales; Prorocentraceae
Source: the annotation of a GenBank genome assembly